AUGGCGGGCUACGACGACGAUUCCUACGACGCGCGCAAGCGAAAGAGAUCCGUAUCCCCAGCCAAGACCGGUAGGAACGGCAAGAGACGCGAAGACGAGAGCGAUCAACUCCCCCAACCUUACAAUGCGAAGGAGCUCCAGCCUGCGAAGAGGCGCGCGGUCUCUCCUUCCGAACAGCCGCGCAAGCAGAAGAGACCCGGCGCCCGCGCUCGCAUCUCCGAGACCGAAAGAGAAGCCAUCCGCCAACGAGCCCUAGACCGCGAAAAGGCCCAGGAGGCCCAAUCCUACGCCGAGCUGGAGCGCCAGCGCAACAUCAACGACGUCGUCACGCAACACUACAACAGCGUACCCGAGCGCGGCAGGGACUGGAGACGCACCGACAGCAAGAUCAAGGGGCUGCGCGCAUUCAACAACUGGAUCAAGAGCUGCAUCAUCCAGAAGUUCUCCCCCGACGAAGACCACACACCCGGCUCCCGCGAGCAGGGCGUAUCAACGGGCGAAAAACUCCUGGUGCUCGAUAUUGGUUGCGGAAAGGGCGGAGACCUGGGCAAGUGGCAGCAAGCGCCGCAGCCCGUGGAGCUCUACGUCGGUCUCGACCCCGCAGACAUCAGCAUCGACCAGGCGCGAGAGCGCUACCGCCAGAUGAGCAGCCGUGGCGGAGGUGGCAGAGGCGGACGCGGAGGACAUAGGCGACCUCCCCCGAGACUGUUCGAAGCGCGCUUCCACGUGAAGGACUGCUACGGCGAGUCCAUCGAGGACAUUGAGGUUGUGCGCCAGGUCGGAUUCGACACGAACCCCCUCAGCCGCCGCGGCUUCGACGUCGUCAGCAUGAUGUUCUGCAUGCACUACGCCUUCGAGACGGAACAAAAGGCCCGUAUGAUGCUUCGCAACGUUGCCGGCUCGCUGAAAAAGGGCGGCCGCUUGAUCGGAUGUAUCCCCAACUCGGACGUCCUGGGCGAGCGCGUCCGGGAAUUCAACCAGAAGGCGGAAGAGAGGAAGAAGCAGGCCGCCGAGGAGCCGCCUGCGGAGGCCGAGGAGGGCGAGCUGGAGGAGGGCGAGGCGGACCAGUCGGCCGAGUGGGGCAACUCCAUCUACCGGGUACGCUUCCCUGGCAAGACCCCUGAGGAUGGUGUCUUCAGGCCGGCCUUUGGCUGGAAGUACAACUUCUUCUUGGACGAAGCUGUUGAAGAGGUCCCGGAGUACGUGGUGCCUUGGGAGGUUCUGAGAGCUCUGGCUGAAGACUACAAUCUUGAGCUGCAGUACCACAAGACCUUUAUGGAGAUCUGGGAGUCGGAGAAGGAUGAUGAGACUCUUGGGCCGCUGAGCGAGCGGAUGGGUGUGCGUGAGCGCGGCGGAGGAAAGCUGAUGGUGUCACCUGAGGAGAUCGAGGCGGCAAGCUUCUACACUGCGUUUUGUUUCUAUAAGGUGUAG
Colletotrichum karsti is the source of this 1431-nucleotide messenger RNA. RefSeq names its product mRNA cap methyltransferase. Gene Ontology annotation, cellular component: nucleus. The record is from RefSeq and is a predicted model, not a curated record. The coding region runs from base 1 to 1431 and encodes 476 amino acids. NCBI's taxonomy places the organism in Eukaryota, Fungi, Ascomycota, Sordariomycetes, Glomerellales, Glomerellaceae. The transcript has a single exon. Gene Ontology annotation, biological process: 7-methylguanosine mRNA capping. Gene Ontology annotation, molecular function: mRNA 5'-cap (guanine-N7-)-methyltransferase activity.